AUGACCUCAAUACUCAGUAAUGGAACUGAGGAAGAUCUUAUCUCUACAAGAUAUCACAAGCACUUGCAAACCUUCAUUAUUUCCUUGACCUUCCCUGACCUUUCUACGGUCGCAACCCAAGAUUUAACACGUAUAAGUUAUGGGGGCCAGAUAUGGGAGCUUCGAGCAGACUUCUUACGGUCGCCAAAUUCAAACGAAGCCUCGAAAGCGAAUCUCGUCACCAACCAGUUACAGAUGUUGCGGAAAGCUUCAGACCUUCCUGUCAUCUUCACUAUUCGAACAGUCUCUCAAGGUGGCCAAUUCCCCGAUGAAGCCGUGGAUGAAGCGCUUGAAAUGAUCCUCUCGGCUAUUGACGAAGGUUGCGAGUAUAUUGACGUUCAAGUCUCCUGGCCAGAUACUAUGCGAGAAGCCAUUGUCAACGCCAAGCGGCAAAGUCAACUUAUAGCCUCAAUCCAUGAUUGGACUGGUGAGGUGAAGUGGGCGGAUGAUCAACUUGAGCAAUACAUCACGGCAGCUAGCUUCGGAGAUAUCCUCAAACUCAGCCUUCUGGCGUCUCGAAUGGAGGAGUGCCACGACCUUGUAGAAUUUUUACGCCGAUAUAGAAAGGCCUAUGCAAAACCCAUGAUUGCAAUUGCCAUGGGUCAAGAAGGUCAGCUAUCACGCAUGAUGGGUCCAAUCUCAUUCGUUACACAUCCUCUCCUUCCCCGGUCUUCAGCACCUGGCCAGUUGUCCGUGGCACAGGUUCAUCAAGGCUUGCAUAUCAUAGGCCAACUGCCAAAACGGAAGUUUUUCAUCUUCGGCAACAACAUCGCACAUUCAUUAAGUCCAACAAUUCACAACGCCGCCUUUGCUGAAUUGGGCCUCCCACACGACUAUUCAAUCUUCCAAACUCCCCAAAUGGACGAUAAGGUGCAUGAAAUACUUGCUCAGCCCGACUUUGGCGGUGCCUCGGUGACAUUUCCACACAAACUCAACAUUCAACCAAUGCUUGAUUCUUUAUCUCCUUCAGCCACCAAAUUGGGCGCUGUGAACACCGUGAUUGUCGUGGAAAGUCCAUCGGGACGCAAGCUGAGGGGCGAUAAUACCGAUUGGCUGGGGAUUUUACAAUGCAUUCAAAGUGGUCACAAUGUGCAGUGUGAAACGGCCACAGUCAUUGGUUCGGGCGGAGCAGCCCGUGCAGCUCUCUUCGCUUUGCAGAAUAUGGGCGUUCAACGGGUUGCCGUGGUGAAUCGAAGCAUAAGCAACGCCGAAGUCGUGUGCAAAGAGUUCUCGUCUUUGAACACGGAAAUCUAUGACUCUCUAACGAAAGCCCCAGCAUCAAACAUCAUCGUCUCCUGCAUUCCUGCAGACGAUAUCACGGAAGCAGAUAUUCCUGCUCAUGUUUUUGCGAAUCGGCCCGGAAUAUUAAUCGAAAUGGCUUACAGGCCACAGAUCACUGCGUUGAUGGAAGUCGCUGGGCGACUUCCGCAAUGGACAGUUUACGGCGGCGUUGAUGUACUGAGAUUGCAAGCAUAUGCACAGUUCGAGCUAUGGACAGGUUGGCGCGCCCCAAUCACGGUCAUUGAGAAAGCACUCCGGGAGCAGAUCGCAAGGGCAUAA
Exophiala bonariae is the source of this 1599-nucleotide messenger RNA. RefSeq lists its product as uncharacterized. Gene Ontology annotation, biological process: shikimate metabolic process; chorismate biosynthetic process. The record is from RefSeq and is a predicted model, not a curated record. The transcript is spliced from 2 exons. Gene Ontology annotation, molecular function: shikimate 3-dehydrogenase (NADP+) activity; 3-dehydroquinate dehydratase activity. Gene Ontology annotation, cellular component: cytoplasm. Bases 1 to 1599 code for a protein of 532 amino acids. Lineage: Eukaryota; Fungi; Ascomycota; Eurotiomycetes; Chaetothyriales; Herpotrichiellaceae.